This is a messenger RNA of Thlaspi arvense, 2445 nucleotides long. NCBI's taxonomy places the organism in Eukaryota, Viridiplantae, Streptophyta, Magnoliopsida, Brassicales, Brassicaceae. The record is from the annotation of a GenBank genome assembly.
AUGUGGGCCGGCGUGAGCUCACGCGCCACCGUAACGAAGAAGAAAGCUGAAGGAGAAGACAUGGGAUGUGCGGCGUCGAAACUCGAUAGCGAGGAUACUGUUCGGCGGUGUAAGGAUCGCCGCCGUCUGAUGAAGGAAGCUGUCUACGCGCGACAUCAUCUCGCCGCCGCUCACGCCGAUUACUGCCGCUCGCUUCGUCUCACUGGAUCUGCUCUUUCCUCAUUCGCCGCCGGUGAGCCUCUCUCUGUAUCGGAUCAGACUCCAGCAAUUUUCCUCAAUCCUCCUCCUUCCGAACACUCUCCGGCCAACCUUAUCCCUCCACGCGUUCCGUCGUCGCCUGCUCCUUCUUCCGUUCAUCCUCCUCCUCCUCCGAUAUCUCCUUCCGUUGCAAGUACAAAGCACAAGCAGCCUCCAGUCAUGUCCGCCUCUUCCAAUCGACGGAGGAAACAGCAACCCAGACCAAAGCUGCCUCAUAUCCUCUCGGAGUCAAGCCCUUCGUCUUCUCCGAGGAGCGAGAGAUCCAAUUUCAUGCCGAAUUUCUAUCCCGGCGCGUACCAGAACUCCACUUACUCCGCCACUCCAUCCCAUGCCUCCUCCGUCUGGAACUGGGAGAAUUUCUACCCUCCUUCUCCUCCCGAUUCCGAAUUCUUCGAUCGGAAGGCUCAAGAGAAGAAACAGAAACCCGAUAAUCCGUUUAGCGAUCCCGCCGACGGCGAUGAUAGGUCAGAGUAUGAUUUCUUCCAUCCGAGUAAGCAGAAGCAGUUUGAAUCAGUGAGCAGUGCGGUGGAGGAGGAGGAGGAUGAGGGGACGGAGAGAGAGGAAGUACAGUGUAGCGAAUGGGACGUUCACGAUCACUACAGCACCACGAGCUCCUCGGAGGAAGAUGACGACGAGAGGGAGUCAGUUUCCGAGAUCGGGACACGCUCCGACGUCGGAUCUACCGUGAGAGCUGAUUCGAUGAGUCGGCACCACCACCAGCGACCUUCACCAAUGCCGCGAGAAUACGGCGGCGCUGAAAAGGGAAGAUAUGACAAAGCAGAUGAUGCGACGAUGUCUUCCGGUAGCGACAGAGGCGGAAGAGAGAUCGCCGACAUGAGUAUGGUGGUUAGGCACAGGGAUUUGAAAGAAAUCGUUGAUGCGAUCAAGGAGAAUUUCGACAAGGCGGCCGCCGCCGGCGACCACGUGUCUCAGAUGCUUGAGCUCGGCAGAGCUCAGCUUGAUCGAAGUUUCAGCCAAUUGAAGAAAACUGUGAUACAUUCGAGUAGCAUAUUAAGCAACCUGAGCUCGACAUGGACCUCGAAGCCGCCAUUGGCAGUCAAGUACAGGAUUGACACGACGGCGCUGGAUCAACCCAACAGUGUGAAGAGCCUCUGUUCAACUCUUGACCGUCUCUUGGCAUGGGAGAAGAAGCUGUACGAAGAAAUCAAGGCUAGAGAAGGUGUGAAGAUUGAGCACGAGAAGAAGCUAUCACAAUUGCAAAGCCAAGAGUAUAAAGGUGAGGAUGAAGCUAAGCUAGACAAGACAAAGGCCUCAAUAACGAGGUUACAGUCACUGAUAAUUGUUACAUCUCAAGCUGUUACAACUACAUCUACUGCCAUAAUCCGUCUUCGUGAUACCGACCUUGUUCCUCAACUCGUUGAACUCUGUCAUGGCUUUAUGUACAUGUGGAAAGCUAUGCAUCAAUACCACGAGACUCAGAACAGCAUCGUGCAGCAAGUCCGAGGGCUCAUAGACAGAUCAGGCAGAGGCGUAUCAACCUCUGAGCUACACCGACAAGCGACACGUGACUUAGAAUCAGCCGUCUCUUCUUGGCACUCCAGUUUCAGUCAUCUCAUCAAGUUCCAACGUGACUUCAUACACUCGGUUCACGCCUGGUUCAAACUGACCCUUCUUCCGGUCUGCCACGAAGACGCGGCUGCAAAUCACCACAAAGAGCCAGCCGAUGCUUACGCCUUCUGCGAUGAGUGGAAACUUGCUCUAGACCGUGUUCCCGAUACAGUGGCAUCAGAAGCAAUCAAAAGCUUCAUCAACGUUGUGCAUGUAAUAUCCGCGAAACAAGCUGAUGAACACAAGGUAAAGAAAAGAACAGAAUCGGCAUCGAAAGAGCUCGAGAAGAAAGCUUCGUCGCUUAGAAACCUAGAAAGGAAAUAUUACCAGUCUUACUCAAUGGUCGGAAUCGGUUUACCAGACUCAGGACCCGAUAACCAACACAUGCUAGACGCUCGAGACCCGCUAAGCGAUAAAAAAUCGGAGCUUGCGGUUUGCCAAAGGAGAGUAGAGGAAGAGAUGGUGAAACAUUCAAAGGCAAUAGAAGUGACGAGAGCCCUGACUCUGAAUAAUCUGCAGACAGGGUUGCCUGGUGUGUUCCAAGCUUUAACAAGUUUCUCUGCUUUGUUCAUGGAAUCUCUUCAAACUGUAUGCACUCGUUCAUACUCUAUCAAAUAG